Ruditapes philippinarum (Manila clam) is the source of this 1030-nucleotide messenger RNA. Its product is annotated as cytochrome P450 3A19-like. The transcript is spliced from 5 exons. Gene Ontology annotation, molecular function: heme binding; iron ion binding; monooxygenase activity. The record is from RefSeq and is a predicted model, not a curated record. Lineage: Eukaryota; Metazoa; Mollusca; Bivalvia; Venerida; Veneridae. The annotation marks the transcript as partial.
UUUACUGGCAUCUCUUAUUCCAUUUUACAACUCGUUACCACUUCGUGUAAACAAAGAACGAUGGAGAGAAGAAGCUUAUAUUAAAUCUCUCAUCAACUCUAGGAUAAGUGAUAAACGUCAACAGUAUAAGGAUUGUGAUGAAUCUGCAGUAAAUGAAGCACGUGAUUUUCUAUCUCUCCUUGUAUUGGCACGUGAUGAAGAAGGAAGAUCUAUCCCAGAUGACUUGGUGUUUGAAAAUGUUGCAGGCUUGUUAUUUGCAGGCUUUGAUACUACAAGCAUCACCCUGACAUGGACCAUGUUGCACCUGGCCAGCUACCCAGAGGUUCAGGAGCGUGCAAGGAAGGAGGUUCAGGGUGUGAUCCCCAACAUCUGUGAUAAUAUCACUCAUGAUAUGCUGGAUCAGUUACAGUAUUUACAUUGUGUGAUCAAAGAAACACAAAGAUUAUAUCCAGUUGUGUCCAACACUACAAGAGAGGCACUAUCAGAUGAUGUAAUAGAUGGUCUACCAAUCCCUGCUGGUACAAAGGUGGUGCUUCAUCUUGGAGCUCUACAUAGGAUGGAAGAGAAUUGGGAAAAUCCUGAGAAAUUUCUCCCAGAACGUUUCAUGGAGGACACUGAACCGUACAAACACUUGCCAUUUAUUGCUGGGCCACACAUGUGUAUAGGGCACAAAUUUGCCAUGCUUGAGAUGAAGAUGGUGUUGUCAAGUCUACUGAGAGAGUUUGAAUUCAGUCUUGUACCAAAUUACAAGUUUAAAAGAAUUCAAGCAUUGAGUGUGAAACCAAAGCCUCCACUUGUUCUAAAUGUAAGAAGAAUACAAAAUUGACAGGGAGAAAUAUGUUUGCUGUGUGUCUGAUAUUAUUAUACGUGAUUUAUAUUUGAUGAAUACUUUUAAUUUAUAUAUUACAAUUUUAUAAUAUUAAUUAUAUUUUUGUAUUUUGUUUUUAAUACUUUUUUAUUGCAACAAUGAAUAUAAACAUGGAUAUUCUAGUUUGUACAGAUGAGGGUUAAAUAAUGAAUAAAUGUUAUG